Molecule: messenger RNA, 1298 nt
Organism: Brachypodium distachyon (stiff brome)
Lineage: Eukaryota; Viridiplantae; Streptophyta; Magnoliopsida; Poales; Poaceae
Exons: 7
Coding region: 128-1105 (325 amino acids)
Source: RefSeq, a predicted model, not a curated record
AGAUCCCCCUUCCUCGAAACUCUGAAGUCUGAACCGCCUCCGCAUUUUCCCCUCCAAGCGAAGCAUCUCCUCCUCCCCUUCUCCUGUUCCGGUUGGCGUCGUCGAUUGAUCGCUGCGGCGGGCGGCCAUGUGGGUCGAGAUAUUCUGCGGUCUGGUGGCCUACAAGCUCAUCCGCACCGUCUUCUUCUCCGACGACGGCGUCGACCAGCUCGCCGACCUCGACUCCUCCCACUCCGAUCUCUGCUUCGCCGUCGCUUCCAGGCUCGAGAAGCUCUACGGCGGCCGAUGCUUCGUCGGCCUCCGCAUCCCUGACCCCGACGCCGGGGAGCGCCAGCAUAUUGACGUCGUUCUCGUCACCAAGAGGGAGGUCAUGAUGGUAGCAGUCAAGAACUUGUCUGGUUUUGUUGAGGUCGACAAGGAUGGCAACUGGUCCAGUGAAAAGAAGCGCAAGCAGGAGGUUUUACCAAAUCCGGUACUAGAAGUCAAAAGGGCAGCUACCAAUCUUCAAUCAUACUUGGAGCAGAGAGGAGCAGCACUGCCCGAUGAGCUUGUAAACGGAAGAGUUCUGCUGCCAAAUCCCAACUGCAGGCCUUCAUACACUAUCAAUCUUCAACCAGAGGUUAUCUCGUAUGAUCAAUGGAAAGAUCUUAAGGCAGACACAAAAGGUGGACUCUCAACAUGGAUUAAAGGUGCAUUUCAUGGAAGCAAAAGUGAUAUCUCAGAUUUGCUACUCCAAAAUCUACAUUCUAUUCUCAGCACGUCGCCUAUGUGUGACAGGUUGGAACUCAAAGGGGACAAAAAUGUUCUUGGUGAAUUCAUGGAAUUUAAAGGCAGGCAUGAAGACAUUCAACUCUUGAAAAAACUGAAGAGGUCAAAAGUCAGCAAAUUUAUCAUCCAGAAAUCAACUCUUUUCGGAGGUUUUGGUAGGUCACGAGUACAAAUUUUGUAUUCUCCUCGAGAUUAUCGAGCCGAGGGAACUUCAUCUUCAGAAUGGAAAGAGAUUUCUGUGAAGCAGUACACUGAGAUUCUUUUUCAGCCUUUGCAUUCCAAAAAAGUUCGGAAAUUCAAGCUGUCAAGUGUUGCUUCUGUGACACUGAGUGCCUAGUAAGUGGAGAUUUUAAAGAAGUUAGGGUGCUAAGUUUCUCUUGAUAAAAUAGCCUGGUUGUGCAGUGGGCAACCCGGAGGAAAUGUGUUGCUUUUUGUUUCUGUACAUCCAUCCGUAUAUCCAUGUCAUGAUGAUGUCAACCGAACAUGAAUUGUAGGAAUGAAUAAGGGGAUGUGUUUCUUGUUGAGAUUUA